This is a messenger RNA of Salvelinus sp. IW2-2015, 4029 nucleotides long. Its product is annotated as 3-dehydrosphinganine reductase. Gene Ontology annotation, cellular component: endoplasmic reticulum membrane. The record is from RefSeq and is a predicted model, not a curated record. Gene Ontology annotation, biological process: sphingolipid biosynthetic process. Lineage: Eukaryota; Metazoa; Chordata; Actinopteri; Salmoniformes; Salmonidae. Gene Ontology annotation, molecular function: 3-dehydrosphinganine reductase activity.
AAAGUGCACAAUACGACUUGUUUUGGUUCAUAUUGCAGCUAGGCAGGAAAAUAUCGUAGAUCCAAGGUCCACCACGGCAUUUUAUCUUGGAAGUAAACCCUCUGACACACUGCUAAAUAUACUGCUAGAAAACUCCUCCUCUGUGUGUUUCAUCGCCACCCCUUUUGACAAGCGCAAGCCCCCGCGAUUCGCUCCUACUGAGUCUAGAAGCUAACCGAACUGCCAGCUUCACCCAUGUCCUCUGAGGAAGGCUUGAGUUCAACGAUCACGGAUUGGCUUUUSUUCAGUUCCUGGUGGCUCCUUUUGCCUUUCAUUAUGCUUCUAGUCGUUGUUGCAUUCGUCGUUGCCUUCGUGUUGCUAUUAUACAUGAUAUCCCCUUUGAUUAGCCCCAAACCUCUCAAAUUAAAUGGGGCCCACGUCGUGGUCACUGGAGGUUCCAGUGGAAUAGGGAAAAGCAUUGCUAUGGAGUGCUACAGACAAGGAGCCUUCAUCACACUAGUGGCAAGAGACGAGAGUAAAUUGGUUCAAGCGAAAAAAGAAGUGGAGAAAUGUGCCAUUAAUGACAAGCAGGUGGUGCUCUGCAUAUCAGUUGACGUGUCCAAGGACUACAGACAGGUGGAAAGUGUGAUUAAGCAGUGUCAAGAAAAGCUUGGUCCGGUGGACAUGCUGGUGAACUGUGCUGGGACAUCCUUCUCUGGGAAGUUUGAGGAGGUGGAGGUGGAGCGCUUCAGAAGUAUGAUGGAGGUGAACUACCUGGGCAGUGUGUAUCCCACACGGGCUGUAAUCACCACAAUGAAGGAGCGUAGGAUGGGACGCAUCAUGUUUAUCUCCUCCCAGGCUGGCCAGAUCGGCCUGUUCGGCUACACAGCCUACUCUCCGUCCAAAUUUGCCCUGCGUGGGCUGGCUGAGUCCCUGCAGAUGGAGAUGAAGCCAUAUAACAUUUAUGUAACGGUGGCCUACCCCCCUGACACUGACACUCCAGGACUAGCAGAGGAGAAUAGGACAAAGCCCUUAGAGACUAGGCUGAUCUCUGAGACAUCUGGGGUGACUCAGCCGGAGCAGGUGGCUAAGAUCGUUGUCAAGGAUGCAGUGCAGGGGAACUUUAACAGCUCUGUGGGGCCUGACGGCUACAUGCUCUCAGCUCUCACCUGUGGAAUGUCACCAGUCACCUCCAUCACAGAGGGCCUCCAGCAGAUUGUAACCAUGGGGCUGUUCCGGACCAUUGCYCUGUUCUACCUGGGGAGUUUUGACAGCAUUGUGCGUCGCUGUAUGAUCCAGAGGGAGCAGGCCAAAGCAGCGGACAAGAGGGAGUAACAACCCCCCCCCCCCUUCCAUCCUCCACUAUUAUAGCCACUGGAGAACUCACCCCAGCCAGCCCUCCCCUCCCCUCCAUUCCUUAGAGGGCACAACCCUGGACAGGCUAAAUGGCCAGAUAUCUCGUGCGCCAGUGAUAAUACCGAAGUAAAGAAAAUGGCGGGUGUCCUGUUACUUAUUAUGUAACGCAUAUAAUUCUUGGCAGUUAUUUUGUUUGUCCACCUUUUUUCAUCAUUCCAGUGAUAUUGUUUACUCAAGUGCUCUGUGAAACGUUUUAAUUGUAACUGUAUACCUGCUUUUAUUGUUAAGGCUGCUCUACCCCAGGGUCUAUGAGGGCAGACUAAACACUACUAGCUUGCUGUUAAAGUAGGCCUUGUCAACACCUGAAACUUUAGCCUACUUUUGGGCCACCCUAUCCUCCUAUUUUUGUCCAUGCAGAGGAAAGUAAGGGAUUGCCAGUCUGACUGCUUAUGUCAGCAUGUUGACCUGCAAUCCCUUACCAAGAAUCAGAAGAAACAAGAACACUAACAAACCAUGUCAUACAGACCAUUUUGAGUAAGCUAUCUUUAUCACGUCAAACUACUGUUAUUUUCACCAAAUGUGUUCCUCUUUCCUUCCCAAGCUUUGCAGGCAAAGCUUCUCUUUAUUCACUCUGUGUCACCCGGUGCCCUUCCAUGUGCUGUUUAUGUAGAGUGAUGUAUUGGCCCGUGCUGUGGAUGCAUCAACAGAGCUUUGAUGUGAUUUAACAGUGAUGAGAGAGGGCAAAGCAAAAAUAUAAAUUUGCUUCCAGGAAAUUAUCAUCCAAGGCAUUUUUAGGUAAAAUGAUUGUAUGUGCAACUACGAGAGAAUGUGUGUGCUGUGUAGGAGCCGUGUGAAGAAGCCGAGGGGAAAGAUUUUAAUGCAGUGUUGUUACAAUGUGUUUAAAUGACUGACCAAACCUACUCCAGGGAGAGAGAGAAGCCAUUGGACACUGGUGGUGGCUGGGGAAAAAAGAAAAACCUCUAUUCCUCUUAUUUGCAUGCCACUUUCACAUUUGACUUGUGUUUCUUACCCGAGGUAGAAGCGGUAUGUAAAAGGUAGGCAUAGGACAGUCGUGCGAUGUAGUAUGAGAACAAAUCCGCUAACAUCUGAUGCCAGCCUCAUUCACUCUUUCCUGUCUUCCUAUGAUGUCUUAUCAGUUGUUGAUCUCUGUGUAUGUGUGAUCUGUGCACAUAUUUUGCCAUGUAGCAUCCAARUGGGGUCUGAUUAAAGUGAUGGGGUGGUGUCUGGACAAGGCGUGGGGUGUGACUCGCAGGUUCCAGCAAAGACCCUUCAGGCCUGGAGAGGGCACUAGAGCUCUAUUUUAUAUAGAGGCCAAGAGAUUAAGAGGGACUGGCAAACUCAGUCUGUGCAGAGCAACAUAAAGGAGCUAUGUGUGCUAUUGUAUUGUCUAAUUUUACAUUUCAUCCACAGUCACCAUGGACACUAUCCUAUACUCUCUUAACUGAGUGUAAUUUGUCUCAGUAAGUAUUCACAGUUCUUUCCUGAAGUCCUCUAACUCCAAGCCUUUUAAACAUCCCGUAUUUACCUUACCUUCUUACCUUCUCAACAUUCUGCUUAAUGGGGCGAGAAAAGAUCAAAUGUGAACUCAUGCAAGUCUUCCUUCCAUCCAUCAACUGUGGGCAGAAUGUACUGACCUUUAAUGCAAACCAUAGGCUACAAAUCAGAAAGUAUGCUUUUUUUAUCCACCAAUAUUUGAAUGCCAAAAUGUAUUAAGAGACCAUUUCUGUAAAUGCAAUGCAACUACUUGUGAUUUAUUUUGUUUGAUGUUGCUGGUCUGUACUAUCCUAGAAACAGUUUGUAGUUCAGCCAAGCACUACAAUUGUGGGGACCCAUUCCAAGCCUUAAGAGAAAACUACGAAUUAUGUUAAUGAUAAAAUAAUGGAAUUUAUUCACAGAAAAUAAUGUGGCUUAAGCCGCUUGUGGUUUACCAGUUAAUUUGAUUUUUCUGCGAAAAUGCCAACUGUUUUGGUGUAUUUUGUUUGUCAAUUUCAGUUUAGUUUUUGUACAAAAAGGCCUUACUCAAACCCAAAAUAAGAACGUGAGAAUGGAUGAUCCAACUCUGAGGUUCUCAUUUGACAUUGGUUCAAGGCACAUUGUCACUGUCCAGCGCUUAGUGUGUCGAUACCUGUCAUUUCCUCAUCUGUACAUUGUUAGCUUUGACUCACUGUCAUCUUUAGGUAGCAACACAUAUAUGUUGAAGUUUAUAGACAUUUGAUAUAAUAUGUAGCUCAUGGAAAAAGCUAUUUUGUUUGAACACAUUUUAAGCUUUGAAAAUCAAGCCUAUGCUUACAAUAUGUUAAAACACUACAACCAAGUUGUACCAUUGUUAAAAUGCUCAGUCACACUCUAGUUUUCCCAUUUGUUGGUGUUGUCCAGAGAUAUUUAAAAGAAGAUUAUAAAAUGUUUAAGUACAGUGCUACUGAAUAUUAUCAUUCUGCUUCUGUUCCUAUCUUAUUGGUUGUGUUUCGUUUUGUUUUGGCCAAAUGUGUAUGAAUUUCACCUAGUGUGCCAUUGAAAAKAAAAAUGUAAGGAGUAGAACAAUGUUGCUUUGUCUUAUUUUCUUACAUGAUAAAACUAAAUGAAUAACUUUGGAAAAUGACAUAUCCUCUGCUAAAUGCCCACUAUGUUUUUGUCUGCUCUCAGUACUGUUGAUACAGGCCUUUUAAAACUCAA